AUGCUUUCCGGGGAGCAAGGCGCCAUACUUGGCCACUCCGGACCCUCCCUCUCCCCUACACCAUCUUUCAUACAAACUCACACACUACGACCGCAUCUUCUGAACAGACGGAAGACUGUCCAUUCCAUUUCGGAAAUUUCCCCUAAGCGGUCGGAUCUGCGGCUGGCCAGUAGACCCUCGCAAAGCUCUGACCACGACGUUGCAAUGAAAUCACCUUUGUCAACGAAGAGUAAGGACGGGGAGAAGGAAUCGAAGAAGUGGAAGAAGAAAGGAACCAUUUUGCGCGCCGUUCCAGAUGCCACAGCUUGCGCGGCAACUCCGCUAAUCUCCUCCAUUGAAAGGGAUAUGGCAAUGCUGCCAAAUGAAGAGGUUCUGGCUCGUAUAUCACCACCGUCACCACAGAAAACAGAAGAACACCUCCCCGUCCGUCCACCGUACCAAAACAGUUUCAAUCGAUCUCACACCCGGGCUAGCAGUAACAGCGGAACGACACUAUGUACCAUUCCCGCGGGGACCGAAAUGCAAUUCCCUGAGCUCAAAGGCACCAUCGGCAUCUACAAACAUGGACGGAUAGAAUGGGGUUCAAGACAUGACAUGGCGGGGAGGAACCGGAGACCAAAAAUUCAAGUCGUCAUUCCUAGCGACCAGCGCAAUCGACCGUUACCAACAAGCCCCUUUUUUCGACAGGGUCCGUUCAGCGUAAAGAGCAACAACCAUAUCAGAUCCGCGUCCGCCGAGUACGGAUUCUCUCACGACGUAUCCCCGCCAUCCGGAUCAAGAUCCGUACGUACACGGGACUCCGCUGUCUCUCCGUUGAGCGCGCAACACCACCACCAUCACCAUCCAUUGACGCACUUCCGCUCCUUACCGGCCGUACGCGAAUCACCUCAAAGAGGAGGUUUCCUAUGCGCAACCAUACCCUCCAAUACCGCCCCAUCCCACUCGUCAGACGAAUCUCCGGCAGAUGACGGCUCAUCCGUCUAUUCGAAACGAUCCUCAAUGUCGAGUAUCGAAUCCGACAGCCCACCUCCAAAAUUCGGUCGCAUCAACUUCCACGAGCGCUCUGCCAGCGCAACAUUCUCGAUUACCUCUCCAGUGAAAGCAGGGAUCUUCGACAGUGAGACGCCCCCAACGCCACACAUCGAAAGUCAGCCUCGGGAAACUGGACCGCAGAUGCCCAUCCAUAGUCCUGCCACGCGCCGGUAUGCGCCCCAUCCGCCCAUUGAAGAAGAUGUCGAAUUCAUACCGACGUGCGACGUGCGCCCGCUGCGAGUAUCCAGUGGCAACCAUAAUGUUCGGCGCCGGCCAACGGCCAAGCGCAAGUCAUCUGCUGCUCGCUGCAGUCACCGAAAGACACUGUCAGCUGAUCCGGGUAUGGGCGCCAUCAAUGAAGCCAUCCAACGCUCGUCAUCAGCACAGCACGCGCGGGAUAUCUCCACUCCGACCCUCAGUGAAGCUGAGAAUGACCUCGAGCAAGAACUUACGACAUGUCCAGGCGCCAGCACCUCCAAGUGGAGUCCUGCAUCCGAUGAAUGGGAGACGGUGCCCGAGACGGAGGCGCCUCCAGCCUUGCCGCGGAAGUCCAGUAAAAGGGCAUCGACUAUGCGGAACAAGGAUGCGAAUUUCCGCCUUUCACGGGUCCCGGGGAACCAUAUCGCCUCGCAGUUCAAAAGGACCCGCUCUUUAGCAAAGAGUAAAGGGCUGACAAUUGACAUUCCCGACAAAAUCAGGAGCGUUCCCGAAACCGUCGAAGCGUCUCCCGUCCCUCCCCGAGCGCAACCCCGAGCUAUCACUCCCGAUGUCGCCGAGAACGUCAUAUUCACUAUCCUUCGCAACCUAGAAACCUUUGACGAUUUGUUCGCUACAGCUGUGGUCAACCGGGGCUUCUACCGGGUCUUCAAACGUCAUGAGCUGGAGCUGAUGAAAUGCGUGCUGAAAACAAUGUCGCCUCCGGCCUGGGAACACAGGGAGUUCUGCUAUCCAGGGCACGACGAGAUCGAUAACGAAGACGAGGAGGAUUUGGCCCUUGUGCGGCGACCACGCGAGUAUACGCCAACUACAUACUUCCAAUACUACACCCGGGACUUGUAUAUUAUUGCCGCCCUGAAAUCCCUCAUCAAAGAAAAGUGCCAGUCCUUCCUUCGCUCCGAGAUGGCCGUCGCAUUGGCAAGCACCGAACGCGCCGAGUCGGCGCGCGUGGACGACGCACUCUGGCGCAUCUGGACGUUCUGCAAGAUCUUCGGAUGCGGCAAGGGACGUGAGGAAGACAUUGUGGCGCAGAUGGAUUGGUUAAAGGGUGGAGCGUUGGUGCAUCAGAAGACGUGCACUUUUAGCAUUCUGACGACGGAGUCUAUCGAUAUGAAUGGGAUGCUGGCGAGUGCGCCGGAGUGUUUUGGCAAGGGGAAUGCAGGCGGGUUGACUGCGGAAGAGCUGUUUGAUAUGAUGGAGUUGUGGAACUGCUUGGGAGUGCUGUUGCAACCUUUUGAAGGUCGGACGAUUCAAGCGAGGGAGUUUGGGGUCUACGAGAAUACGCACAUUCGUGGGGGUGAUAUCGACGGAGAGGAGAUGAUGUUAGAUGAAUGGUACUACUACCUCCUCACUCUGGGACUCUCCCCCAUCUUGGACCUCUCGGGCCCCUGCUCCCGCCCCGACUCCUCCGCCUUCGUGCUCGCCGCCCAAAACGGCUGGAUCUCCAACUGGACGCCCCCCGUCUUCGGCGGCUCUCGCCGAAACUUCCUCAAAGAAGCCGCCUCGCGCGUCUAUGAGGAGAAAAUCGCCGUCACGUACGCGGAGAGCUCGACCAAGGAGAUGCAGCGGCAGAUGUCCAAGCAGCGCAUCCAGAGACACAUCAGUGAGCUAAGGCAGAGGAGGGUUCAGGGAGUCGAGAGUGGGCGAUUGCUAGGGCCUACGCGGAUGAGCCAGGAGAGACCGAUCAGCGAGUGGGAGGAUGUGAUCAAUAACUUGACAAGGCCGCGGGCUGCACCCGGUACGUCCUCGAAUCUUGUGUCGCACAUCCCGACACUGCGAUCAACGACGUCGAAUCCCGCUCUCGCGGAGCAACUGUCUGCCACUCCCGCACCUGAACCUCAACUUCCACCACCUCCACCACCGACAGCGCAGCAAGCAAACCCCUCAGCCACUCGAUCCGGCCCCAACCGCACCGUCGCCCAACCACUCCUCCCCACGCCGCCUCCCUCCACGGUGCCCAGCGUCUCAGGAGAUCGCAGAAGCAGCACCGCACCCAGCGUCAUCAUGCCCUCCAUCACCGAGCACCCGGCCUUCCGCUUCCCGGACUCGAUCCCGGAAAUGCCCGCCCUGCACGAACAUCCCGCCUUCCAGCAACAGCGCAUCCACGAUGACGACCACCACCAUGCCUUCCCCCACUCCGCCCCCUCCGUAUCCUCUCAGUCUCAGUCUCACGCCCAGCACUCCCCUUCGCACUCCCAACGGCCCAGCACCUCGUCCUCAUCCCACCACCGCAUGCAGCACCAGCACCCAGCGUUCUCCCAACACCCGCUGCAAUCCAGCAUCUUCGGCAGCGACGCGGCGGAGAACACGGCCGAGAAGGCCGUCUUUCGCAUCGUGGAGAUGGGGUUCACGGCGGAGCAGGCGCGGAGGGCGCUAAGGGUCACGGAUCUGGGGGAUGGGUUGAGGGUGGAUCGGGCGGUCGAGGUGCUGCUGAGGGAGGCGGCGUAGAAGGGGGAGGUUCUGCCUCAGCUUCUUUUCUUCUUUCCUCUUGUUUUCUUACUGGCUUUUGUGUGUUUUCCACAAAGGGAGGGUUAGAGAUGAUGGACAUGCAUUUCCACCGGAU
Molecule: messenger RNA, 3811 nt
Organism: Westerdykella ornata
Lineage: Eukaryota; Fungi; Ascomycota; Dothideomycetes; Pleosporales; Sporormiaceae
Exons: 2
Coding region: 1-3696 (1231 amino acids)
Molecular function (GO): protein binding
Source: RefSeq, a predicted model, not a curated record